AAAGUGACGUUUAAAAUCUAAAAAUAAAUCGCACAAUCCUUAAAGAAGCCCUGUGACGCACUUCGUGUAUGUGUGAAGUUCCCGGAUGUUCAGAACAAAAUGGCGGCGCCCUGUGGGAGAUUAGUGAGGUCGGGGAUAAAAGCAGGUCUUCAGUACUUAUCCAGCAGAAAUCUGUGUUUAACGACGAAUCGUGUGCAGAACCUGGCCUGCUUGAGACAUCGGUGGUGUGUGUUACAGCACCGAGCUCUUCACUGUAGCAGUUUCUGUUUACUACACAGCACCAAGACAGAGAGAAGGACAGAUCCCUUGAAUAAUACAAAUGACUGGGAAAAGAAAGAACCAGAAGGAGAGGAAGACUCUGGACCGGAGUAUAUUCCUAAGAGGAAAGCGAAAAACCCGAUGAAAGUGAUCGGAUACGCGUGGAUGAUCGGUCUUCCAGCCGGAAUAAUUGGGUUUAUUCUGGCUAAAAGGCAAGUGGACAAGAACCGGCUCCAGCAGCUGAAGAUCCGACAGAGGAUGAAGAAAUCCAAUGAAGGAGAAUAUGAGCGCGAGCGCUACAAACCAGCAGGGAUCCAGUAACUGGAGUGUUUGUGUCGGAAUCAGGACCUGACUGGAAAAAAAUCUAUUCUUUGUAAAUAACAGACCUGUAAUAAGUUUAAAGUGAUGAAUUUAUACGGUCUAAUAUAUUAAAAAUGGGAGGCUCAGAUUUCAGCUUUGGUCUGUGUACGUUUUCACCUCCUGAAGUCGCACUGUGAAUUUGGUGAAAAUCAGAAAAUAGAAAAUCUUUUGUUCCAAAAAUUAACAGUUCAAGCGAGGCACUUAGUCUCAUCUGUGUGUCUUGUAGAAACUAGCCUAGUUAUAGUAGCUAUAAACUGAUGUUCUUUCACCGAUCUCUUAUUUUUCUAUUGAAAUUAAGAACACCGUGAUAUUGUCACGAUACACAGUAAUACUGCUGAACCUCUGACACCGGAGACUCCUUCCAUAUGUUCAAUAAACAUUUAACAGAAAA
Messenger RNA from Tachysurus vachellii, 1009 nucleotides. RefSeq names its product DUF4748 domain-containing protein. Bases 100 to 579 code for a protein of 159 amino acids. The transcript has 3 exons. The record is from RefSeq and is a predicted model, not a curated record. NCBI's taxonomy places the organism in Eukaryota, Metazoa, Chordata, Actinopteri, Siluriformes, Bagridae.